Molecule: messenger RNA, 1432 nt
Organism: Bolinopsis microptera
Lineage: Eukaryota; Metazoa; Ctenophora; Tentaculata; Lobata; Bolinopsidae
Exons: 5
Coding region: 116-697 (193 amino acids)
Biological process (GO): regulation of transcription by RNA polymerase II; positive regulation of gene expression
Cellular component (GO): core mediator complex; nucleus; mediator complex
Molecular function (GO): transcription coregulator activity
Source: RefSeq, a predicted model, not a curated record
AUAGCUUAAAGUAUAUGGUCAGCAUAAAACGAUUGUAUCUUGCACACCACCGCUAUGUCAGGCCUCGGUCCGUACGAUCGGUUUUGUAUAAUGAACUGCUGUCAUCAAUGGGGUUAUGACAGUAAAUUUAGACAUCAUUAAGACCAAACUAUGUAAAGCCAUCGACUCUGAAGGGAAAGUUUUAGAAAACUCGACGGUUCUUGAGAUAAUCACCCAAUUACACUCCUUGGACAUAACAACCGAAGAAUUAGAGAGAACCAGAUUAGGAAAGUUCGUGAACCUAAUAAGAAAGAAUACCUCGGAACCGGACAUCGCCAACAAGGCCCGUUCUCUUGUCAAGAAGUGGCAAAAAAUUGUUAUCGGCUCAAAGCCGGAGAUAGCGAAUGGUUUCAAAAGAAACGUCAAGAAGCAAAGAACAUCCAGAGAGAGUACACCUAUCAGAGAGAUGGGUCCCCGAGCUGAGACCCCAGUCUACUUACAGGACCACAGUUCAAGAGAAUCUACACCCCAACUUGUAACCAAUGGACACGCCCCUGCGGAGGCUCAAUCAGAUUCACAACACCUCGAAUCAACUAGAGACGGUGUUCACUACAAUGACACAACCUACUCUUGGACCCAAACUAUUCCCAUACAAUCAUCAGAAUCGGAUUCAGAGCCGCCCAGAUUAGUUGUCCUACCCUACGUUUGUCUAGAUUAGACCGGAAAGGCUGGAUUACGCAUGUUUGGAGAUGCGGUGUUAAAAUUUGAAUUGCUUAACUUGCGUAACCCUUUUCAGGGGGUUGAUUUUCAUGCCGGAAAUGUUUGUGACCGGAAUCGGUUUCGUUAAAUGUUUGUUGCUAGGAAUAUUUUCAAGGACUCUAUUUUAAGUUAUUUGUCUUAUUUUUACAAUCUUGUAUAUUAUGAAGUUAUUAAAUUAUGGAUUGAGCACACCAUAUAAGGUGUUUCGUUGGAAGAGACUCAAGAUGGUUUUUAAUUGUUUUUUCUAUUGCCAGAGUGUGCCCACUGUAUCCAAAUUUAUUGAGUUUAAAACGUGAUUCUUCAGAAAAAAAUUCCUAACGCAACCCCUUGCUCGUUUCUUUGGCAAUAAAGUGAUGAAGUUAUUAGAUAAGGCUUCGCCCUGAAAACACUCCAAUCUGUAAACCCCUUGCCCGUUUAUCUGACAAUAAUCGAUAAAGUAAAUAUAAGGCUUCGCUCUGAAAACGUUCCAAUGCGCCCAUCACCUAGGCCCGAAAGUAGAGCUGAGGAAUAGCCACACACAAAUCAGUGGGGUAUGUUCAGAAUUGGCAGUAUUUAAAAGAAUUGUUAAACUAUUGUUAAACUAGUUGAAGAGCUGGACAAGCCCUGUAGAAAUCCAUGAAGAUCAAGUAAGACGGCUUACUGAGCACAUUGUCUUGUAAUAUACUAUUUUGUAACAUGAUCCACUCUACACUAA